AUGCCUCGAAUCAUUUCUAUUGCGCUGGGAGCGCUCACGUUUGUCACCACGACGGCCACGCUGUGCACACAGAUUGCCAUCAGUGUAAGCGUUCCUCAGUCAUCACCCGGCAGAAUAACAUCAAGUGUCGCUGCGGCAUUCGAAGCCGCAAUUCUGGCCCUCCUGGCAUGGCUUAUCGCGGCCGAUAUUCUAUCUGCAUUUCCAGGGCGAUCCAAGCCGCUACGGAACAUCCUCUAUGGUCUCAAGAUCUCGGCUUGCGUCAUUGCGACAGUGACCUCAAUCGUUGCACUGGUGUACUUGGCCCAGGCCGAUGGAGGAGACAAUCAACACCUUCUUAUCGGAUCUUCCAUCACACUUGCGCUGGCCAUUGCUAGUCAAAUCCUAUAUACUAUUCACCAGUUCUUUUUCACUUCUGCAGACGGUAGCAAAGACGUAGAGAACGGACGAUCGCGCAAGGUUAACCUCAAGACCAUCAGAUAUAGCCAGACAAUGCCUAUCACGGAUGAGACGAAUCCCACUGCACAGCUGGAAUCUCAGGGCAAUCGAAGUCGCUCCAAUUCGGCUGACCGCAAGUCAAUGGCUGAGACUGUCGCAUCGUCCGUGACUUAUGUAUCACAUUCAAUUCGCUCCGUUUCGAGCAAGUCAAAGAUGCGCUCUUCAAAGGAGAGGAGCCGCUCCAUGUCGGUGGAUUCGACCGCCAACCGAAGUACCAUGGGUGACGACGCUUUUGAUUCCUGGGAUACCUCAACGGUAGACGUACACAACCGAGAGGCUGUUAUGGAAAUUUCAACACCUACGCAAAGCAAGCCUCGCGGACUCGAAACCAUUCCUGCCAGCCCUGUGGCCAGCCGGAGUCCAUCGCCGCAGUCCUUUGUCGAACUUGAACCGCCUCGUAUUCAAACCCGCCGUCGAAGCCGAAGCUACAGCCCCGUGUCUAUCAAACGGGAGCUUCGUGAUCUGCCGGGCGCAAACAGCAGCGAGGCUCAUAUCCAUCCUCUAUUCCGAUCCGACUCUCCUGACCCGCAUCCCUUUGCAACGCCUGGCACUAUCGUCAUGGCGGCGCCAGAUGCGGCACGAGUCCUUGUCCGCCAGUCGAGCAGCCUAUCCCUCAACCGCAUGCGAAGCGACAGCUUGCCGAUCGCGCCUCCUAACCUGAACAGGCACGACGGCUAUGAUUCCAGGUCGCUGAGAAUGUAUCGGUCUGAGCUGGAUCUCAGCGAACAGGCUGCAGGUGACAUGGACAUGGCACCUCCUGCGCCUGAAUGGCUGCGCAGGGAACUAUGA
Messenger RNA from Trichoderma asperellum CBS 433.97, 1284 nucleotides. RefSeq lists its product as uncharacterized. NCBI's taxonomy places the organism in Eukaryota, Fungi, Ascomycota, Sordariomycetes, Hypocreales, Hypocreaceae. The record is from RefSeq and is a predicted model, not a curated record.